Oenanthe melanoleuca is the source of this 4629-nucleotide messenger RNA. It is a transcript of the gene TCP11L2, whose product is annotated as t-complex 11 like 2. Bases 688 to 2226 code for a protein of 512 amino acids. NCBI's taxonomy places the organism in Eukaryota, Metazoa, Chordata, Aves, Passeriformes, Muscicapidae. Gene Ontology annotation, biological process: signal transduction. The record is from RefSeq and is a predicted model, not a curated record. The transcript has 11 exons.
GCUGCGGCGGGCAGCGCUCGGGACACUCGGCCGUGUCGCGCUCUGGCCCGUACAGCUUUUUGAGCUUUCGCCAAGAGAAGUGUCCCUUCAAGGGAAAGAACGGUGGAACUAGAAAGCUAAAAGGGAGAAAUGACGGCUGUAAGCUGUGAAAAAUGAGGCGGGAGGAGAUGCAAGUAACUCUUAACAAAGGCUCUUUUCUGUUCUCGUGUCGUGAGUGCUGACAGAGGUGGAGUCGGUGAAAGGGAAACUCGAGACCAAAUGAGAUUCAGUCGGUGCCAGCUUGAAGAUAGUAAGAAUGUGAGCCCAGCAGAAUAAACAAAGUUAAGACCUUCAUAGUGGUAAAACUGGACCGAGCACUCAUAAGUCUUCGUGUCCAUGCACACUUCCUUUGAACAAAGCAGUGGAAAAUUUUUCUUGAAGAUGGUAUCCGAGAAAAAAAACCCAACAAACUGUGAAACUAUCUUCCUCCCUGCUCCCCCCAGAUGCUUCAUAAAAUAACUUACAAAGCAAACCUUCAGGAAUAAAAAUAGACACACCGUGAAGUGCUCGUACUCUGCAAGCAAUUUACAAGACUUUGGGCUACUACGCUGCAGACAACGUUAAUCAAAUCUUUUGAUGGACCACAUGCUUCAACAUUAAUCUUUUGGAGGUCUUGUUUACUGUGUAGACAAGGUGAAGGGAAUCAGAAUGCCUCUCAGUGAUGACCAGAACAGUGACUCAGAUUCUUCCCGCCUCUCGGAAAGCACAGCUUCUUCCAGCGACUCGGAAUAUUCCAGGCAGAGCUUUAACAGUGAUUCUUCGAGCAAACCCAGCUCCCCAGCGUCAGCAAGCCCUCCCAAGGUUAUCACAUUUGAUGAACUGAUGGCAGCUACAAGAAAUCUGUCAAACUGGACUCUAGCUCAUGAAAUUGCUGUAAAUGCAAAUUUUUGCAUAAAACAUGAAGACUACCCACAAAACAGCUUUGCAGGCACAGUGAAACAAAUUGUACACAAGGCAUUUUGGGAUCAUUUGGAAUCGGAACUGAAUGAAGAUCCUCCAGAAUACGAACAUGCUAUCAAGCUCUUUGAGGAAAUUAAGGAGAUUCUUCUUUCCUUCCUGACUCCUGGAGCAAACAGGAUUCACAAUCAAAUUUGUGAAGUUCUAGAUACGGAUCUUAUAAGACAGCAGGCUGAACACAAUGCUGUUGAUAUUCCUGGGCUAGCUAACUAUAUCAUCAACACUAUGGGAAAGUUAUGUGCUCCAAUAAGAGACAACGACAUAAAACAGUUAAAAGCAACUGACAAUAUUGUAGAGUUACUGAGACAAAUAUUCCAUGUUUUGGACCUGAUGAAAGUGGAUAUGGCAAAUUACACAAUUAAAAGCCUUAGACCGUACCUCUGGCAUAACUUGGUGGACUACGAAAGAACAAAAUUCCAGGAAAUUCUUGAAGAAACACCAAGUGCCCUGAAUCUCACAACAGAAUGGAUAAAAGAAUCAAUAGAAGAUGAAUUGUCAUCUAUUUCUGAUGAGUCUUCAUCAUCCCCUGGUGCUGAUGGUAGUUCAAAACCAAUUAUUAGUCCUACACUGGUGCUAAACAAUGGCUACUUGAAACUGUUACAGUGGGAUUACUGCAAAACAAUUCCAGAGACUCUAAUAACAGAUGAAGUUCGUCUUCAGGAGUUAAGAGAAAAGCUCAAUCAGUUAAAAGUCAUAGCUUGUGUUUCUCUCAUAACAAACAACAUGGUAGGUGCAGCAAUUGUAGAUGUGCCUGAUUUUGCUGACCAGCUGAAAAGGAUCUCCCUUCCUCUUCUUGAAGGCAUGAACAAGAAAAGUUUUGACUUGAUGGAGGCUCUGAAUGCUAUUGGCAUCCAAAUUUGCAGCACAGUGAACAAGUCUCUAAGUGAAAGAGGUCUUCCCACUCUUGGUGAAGAAAUGCAGAGUAAUUUAAUGGGUCAAAUUGCUCAUAUUGUUGAGAAGAAUAAUCCUGUCUGUUCCUUGAUUGACAAACGAAUCCAGCUCUUCAUGAGAAGCUUGCUUGCCCUUCCGAGUUUUCAGAAGUGUAUGCCUACUGUGCCAGGAGGCCUUUCUGUGAUUCAGACAGAGAUAGAGUUGCUGGGAUCUCAGUAUGCAAGCAUUGUGAACUUCAAUAAAAAAGUGUAUGGACCAUUCUAUGCAAACAUACUUAAAAAACUGCUUUUUCCUGAGGCAGCAAUGGAGAAAACAGAAGGAGUAACAUCUAACAAUUAAAAAAUGUACCCUUUUUUAAUCUUCUAAGACAAUAGGGAAGUCACAUCUCUAAGAACAGCCUACUCCAGUGACUGUUGAUGGGAAAAGGUUUUGUAAAAUGUAUAGAGAGUUUCUGAAAUUCACUGUAAAGAAAUUAAUGUCAAGGUCAUAUACAUAUAUUUUAAUAGAAAAAUAUUUGUUUAAUGGAUUGUCACUUACAAUAGCCAGUGAAUUUUUAAUUUCCAUAGCAAGCAUUUAUUGUGACUUGCAGUGGGAAAGAGCUGGCAAUGUACUAACUGUUUUGCCACCAUCAAAACAAUGUUAUUUUUCAAUUUAAAUGUAUUUACAUAUAGCAAUGCCUAUUAGGAAAUGACAAAACAACUAUAGAUAAAAUGUACUAUGCUUACAUUGUAUUUUUGUAGAGUAACAUCUCAGACAACAAUUAUGUUUCUGAAAGUACUUUGAAAAAGAAACUAUAGCAUAACUGCUUUAGUAGCCAAACCCAGGUUCAUACUCGGCCAAGUUCAGGUACUCCUGCAAUUACUGGACCCAGAACUUUGCAUCUGUUACAUUAAGGAAUGUCAGUGUUACAAGCUGUUCGCAGGAUAGUAUUAGUUACAGAAGCAGCAUUCACCACUUCAAGUAGGAAUCAUUCAGAACUUCUCAACUCUAAUUAAGAUUAAUGAUAAAUACCUAAGAAACCUGAUGCUGGGGGGGUGGAGUAAAUUUCUGUAUAUAGUGUUUAUUUAGUGGAGGUCAUACAGAUCUUUAAUACAUGUAUGUACUGGUUUUUGAUCUUAAUGGAUGGAUAUUAAGUAUUUUUAAGUUAGGUCUUUCUAACCUUUAUUCCCAAAAGCACUUAAGAUUGACCUUACAGUGUACCACAGAAGAACUACUCUUUUCAUGCCCUUAUCCAACAGAAUGUGAGUUUUAUCACAAGAUAUUCUUAGCCCUGAAAGCAAGAACCCAUGUAAUUAGUCAUUUUUGAAAAUAUUACUAGAUUCACUUUUUUUACAGAGUGUGUGAGAAAUGCUCCCGUUUUCUUCAAAUUUCUUUGACUGAGCCCCAAUACUUAGUUCCCAUUUAAGGCAUUGGGAAUCUUGCAUAUGCAAUCUCGAAAACAAAUAGAAUUGAAAUGGAGAAAUCUGGAAGUGAACUUCUUUAAGUUUACACAGGUUUUAUUUUGCAUAUUUCAGAUUACUAGGAUUAGAUAGUGCUGGAAUACAUAUUAUAGACAUGUUCUUGUCUAUUAAAUUGAAUAAUUUACUUGAAAAUGAUAUUUUAAUAUAUUACCAUAUAAUACUCCUUUUAAGAUGUCAUAUAUAGAAAACCUCAGUGUGGUACAAGUUAGAAGUAAUUUUUAAUAUUUUAUAUUACAAUCUAUUUUUUAUGAAGAGACAAAAAUAUCCUGUAAAAAUGUAAUGUGUCACACAAAAUGUUUAUGUACGUUACUGUGUCUAUCAUAAAGGUAAAAAAAAAAAACCUGGGCAUUAUUAGCACUGUGGUUUUGUAGUCCAUUUCUACAGGAAUGUGUAUCCUUUAUAGCAAAGAACAUUACUUCUAUUCAGUGGUUUUUCAGUGGCCAAGGACUUUGGUCACAUGUACAUGUUAAGGAAAACUUUCUUUGAAAUGCCUUUUUAGAGAAAUUUCUCUAGUGCACUUCUGUUCUAUCCCUUAUAAAAACAUUGCACAAAAUAAAAAUGAGCACAUAUUUUAAAGGGAACUGUUUGCUAGAAAACCUGAGAGAAAGGAACUCUUAGACUAUAACAACUGUGCCACUAGGUAAGCCAGGCUUGCUCAGAUGAAUAUGAAAUUUUGGUAGGCAAUUCAAAAUCAUUAAGAGAAAAAUACAUUUCAAAAGCAGGUAGAGGGAAUAAAUCGUAGUGAUUUGCUACAAUUUUAGCCAAAAGAGAAUUUUAUGAACAUUUGAAGGUGAUUGCUAAUAUGAUUAUGAACUUUUAAUUGUAAUAUUUUAUAUCCAUUCUAUUGUACAAAUAAAUGUUAAACUAUAGUUCCUUAAUGAGCUGGGAAAGCUGUCAUACUAGUUUUUACCAGUAAAUACUCAAAAUACAGCAUUUAUUCGGGGGGAUUGGUGUUUAGGGUGACUUGCAAAGGGCAUUUUAUAGCAUGGCCUGUGUCUUAAGUGAUUGUUUAAUGUGUUUUAAUUUAAUGUUUCAAACAUGGACAUUGCAUCUGUUUUAAUGUCAUGUGUUGCAUGCUGUUUAUGCUACUGUGGCUGAAAUGCACUUGCCUCUACUCAGAAAGCUGUCCUUGUGAAACAAGAUGCCAUUCUGUAGCAGCUUUGUUAAAAAACAAGUAUUUGAGGGUUUGUAUGCAUUAAAUUUUGUUUGUGAUACCAUCAGUGGUGAAAACUCAUUUAUACAAACUUUAUUAAAUGCAAUGGAUUGUUAAAUGCCAAAGAUA